Molecule: messenger RNA, 1472 nt
Organism: Durio zibethinus
Lineage: Eukaryota; Viridiplantae; Streptophyta; Magnoliopsida; Malvales; Malvaceae
Source: RefSeq, a predicted model, not a curated record
UAGUAACAAUGAAAAUGGCUCCCUCUUUAGUGAGAUUAUAUGAAAAAAUGCCCGAACCUAAAUAUGUUAUUGCUAUGGGCACGUGUACAAUUAAAGGAGGGAUGUUCAGUACUGAUUCUUAUAGUACUGUUCAGGGAGUCAAUAAGCUAAUUCCUGUGGAUGUCUAUUUGUCAGGCUGUCCCCCUAAACCCGAGGCAGUUAUAGAUGCUAUAACAAAACUUCGUAAGAAAAUAUCUCGCGAAAUCUAUGAAGAUCGAAUUAGAUCUCAACAGGGGGAUCGGUCACCAGGCGGACUGUUAGCCAGUGUGUAUCAUCUUACGAGAAUAGAGUAUGGUGUAGAUCAACCGGAAGAAGUAUGUAUAAAAGUAUUUGCUCCAAGGAGUAACCCUAGAAUUCCGUCUGUUUUCUGGGUUUGGAAAAGUGCGGAUUUUCAAGAACGAGAAUCUUAUGACAUGUUGGGAAUCUCUUAUGAGAAUCAUCCACGACUGAAACGUAUCUUAAUGCCCGAAAGUUGGAUAGGGUGGCCUUUACGUAAGGAUUACAUUGCCCCCAAUUUUUAUGAAAUACAAGACGCUCAUUGAAUGAUAAGAAACUAAUUACAACUUCAAAUAUUCAAGGAAUAUUUGUACAUUCUCUUCUAGCUCAAACGGAGGAAUUGAGGUUUCAUUCGUAUUCUUAUGGAUAGGCUAAUAAAUAAAAAGAAAUAAAAGACAAUACAUCAUUGAAAUUCUCGAUUUUUGAAGAUACCUUUUUAUUUUAUUUCGGACGAGCCGAGACAAUAGGAUGAACAACAAGGGUUCUAUACCGUGAACUUUGUAUCGCGCACAUCACUUAGAUGAACUCUAGAGAGUCACAUAGAAAGGAAUGAAGAAAUGGAAUAUGAAAGAGAAUACAAAUAAAUAAAUGAAAGGGAAUCGGAUUCUAUUUGUACUGUAGCUGAGAUGAGUCUUGGUUAUUUCUAUCCUUGAACUCCUCUAGACCAGACUUUUGGUUGGGCCUUUCAACCAACUAUUUUAAUCUUUUUUUUUUAAUUAAAUAUGUAUGAAGUAUUAACAUUCUUUUUGAAUGUGAGGAGCCACAGCGUGAACAAAUAAAAAAGAAGAGGAAAGAUAAUGAAAUUUUUUUCUUUUACUACAUUAUUUAUUUUUUUUACUACAUUAUAAUUAUAAUAGACUCUUUGCUCAUCUAAAAAAUAGAAACAAAAAAAAAAAAAAAAAUAAAUAAAGAGAGGGUUUACUUCCAGAUAGCUAGCUAGAUAAGUAUGUAUUAUGUCGAUCUAUAUCAAUUAAUUUGUAGAGUAGAUACUCAUACAAAUUAAUCAUACGCCGAGAACCAGAUUUGAACUGGUGACACGAGGAUUUUCAGUCCUCUGCUCUACCAACUGAGCUAUCCCGACCAUUACCGACGCAUUAUCCUCAUAAUACUAGAUGACUUGGGUCUAUGUCACUUAAAAAUGAAAACAAAAAAAAAAA